This is a messenger RNA of Microcebus murinus (gray mouse lemur), 1342 nucleotides long. Lineage: Eukaryota; Metazoa; Chordata; Mammalia; Primates; Cheirogaleidae. The record is from RefSeq and is a predicted model, not a curated record.
GGCAGGGGCGGGACCGGUCAGGACUCACAGUCCGAUACCAGCCUGCGAGGACGGGUCCCCUUCGUCGUUUAUCUAUUACGUCAACCAACCCAUCUCAGAAUGAAAGCUAACGCCAGCUCCCAACGGCCCCAGUGGUAAACAGGGGCUCAGGAAUAUUUCAGUCCUGACAUUCAAACCGUAAGAAACUGAACAGGAAGCUGGAGUAAGGACCUAAGACUCCUCUUUGACCAGUUUAUGAAGAAAUGUGAAGACGGCUCCUGGAAAUGUUUGCCUUUAUAUAAACAUGGAUCCCUUCAAAGGAUACAAGACUUCAAAACAUUUUUUCAUGCUGAUCUCACUUCCUAUUUCACUAAGAGUAAAGCAAAGCAGUCAGAAGACAACUUCCAAAAUCCCACUGCCCCACGUAGCCUCCUCCCUGUACCUGUGCCGGAUGUUCUGCUGCCUGUCUGCUAUGAAUGAACUGUCCAGAUCCUUGGGGAGGCCAGAUGCUCCAUUUGUGCACUGCAUUCCAUCCCUUUGGCCUACUAAAGGACAUCUCUUUCUGCUAAGUCUUUGUCAUCAGUGUACAGACCCAAAAUUUACAAAAGAAGAUGUAAUGACACAGACCCGUCUCUUCACCAGCAGCUUUGAGGAGGGCCUGGGCUUUGAACAUGCGAUGUUCUAUAAUGAUGUUGAAAAAAGGACAGUUUGCUUGUUUCAAGGAGGUCUUUACCUGGAAGGAAUGCCUGGAUUUCUUCAUGGAGGUGCCAUUGCAACCAUGAUUGAUAGUACUCUUGGUAUGUCUGCGCUAAUAGCUGGGGGAAUUGUCAUGACUGCAAAUCUCAACAUCAAUUUUAAAAGACCUAUCCCUCUUUGUUCUGUUGUUGUGAUAAAUAGCCAAGUUGAUAAAGUUGAAGGAAGAAAAAUUUUUGUUUCCGGUAAUGUUCAAAGUGCUGAUGAGAAGACCCUACACUCAGAGGCAACAGGCUUAUUUAUACAGCUGGAUCCUGAUAAAAGUCUGACAUAAAAGAGCUACUGGUGAAUUCCACACCAUUCUGCAUAAGGCUGUCCCCUUCCGGAAGAAGCAGUUAUCUCCAUACCUACUCUGCUCACCCACUGCUGAAUCCCCCGUAGGGAGAAGCCGGCAGACCUUCCUAAGCAGUCUUCUGAAUACAGUUUUAGGAACCAAGUUUCCACCUUCUAAACUUUUUAGCACAGAAACAGUGAGAGUAUCAGCAAUUCUUUGUGUCUCCUUAGGACAUGUGUCUGGUUCUCCUCAGCUUUGAAUGGGCUCCUUAAAGUUGCACAAGCAUGAUGUCUGUCCCACAGCAGACUGGAGAAAAAAAAAUUUUUUAAUAAUUUU